CUGCGUGCUCGUGGUCCUCCUAGUAUUGAUCAGCCUCCCCGUAACCAGAAAGGGCCGGAUUGCAAUCAUUCGACGGUGAGCGUGCAUCCUCUCAAUACCGGCGGACUUUCCUUGCUCUUGUAGUUUAGAGAAAAAGGAACGACUCAUCACGCUUCGGUGUGUGAACACUAUAGUGAACGUUCUUGAGAGGCAGAAGGACUACCAUUGGUCAUCAGCCAGCCACCCACCUACCCACCCGACAAGCCAGCCAACCAGCCAUCAAGACAGCCAGCCAGCCAGCCAGCCGCUUUACACUGCCAGUCGCGCCGGGUUCAGCAGUCAGUCGCGCCACGUGUGUACGAGCGAGCGGUACUAAGCCAGCGUUGCUCUGCCUAGCGUCCUCUUGCCCCCAAUCUUGGCAGACAAGAGACAGCGUGGUUUGACUUGACUCUGUCCCUCCGUCAGUUUGAAUUUGGCAUCCAUCUGAGAAGAUUCGUUUGGGAAGUGAGGGAGAAGCACUGUCUCCUCUACAGUCCGUGUGACAGACGAAUAGCCGGACACCCCCGCCCGUAACUGGACCGCCACACCAUCGACUGCAACAAAGGAAUCCUGGAGGGCCACAGCUUUCCCAGGCUGGCGCUUUUAUUCUUUCGGUUUCUGAACAACAUGGACGUUUUCCCCGUGGUUCUCUAGCACGAGGUGGUGAGGACGUCAGCCACCGGCGCCACAACUCACCUGAAAACGCGAGAACGCUACCAUCAGGACAGCGGCUCGCCACCCCAACCGCCACCACCAGCAUUAGCUUUACCCGCAUCCCGCCCCACUCCUGUUGUUUGACAAGAUGGUAACUGAAGGCAAAAUGAACCCGAGGCUGGUUAUCGAGGACCUCCCAGAUGCGCUGCACCAACGCAUGGACCAACUCAACAUGCUGCGUAAAAGUAGACAUUUCUGUGAUGUUGUUCUGCAGGUUGGAAAUUCAGAGAUUCAUGCCCAUCGCGCGGUGCUAGCCUGUGCCUCACCCUACUUCUUCGAGCUGUUCAAUUCUGAGGAUGAACACAAGUCUGCACAUGAGGGAAAGCUACUGUACAAGAUGAACGGUGGAUUUGAACGAGAGAGUGUGGAACAGCUGGUCAAUUAUACCUACACUGGCCGUCUGGAGGUGCCUGAGCCAAUGGUUAAAGCAGUGUUCAUUGCUGCUAAGAGGUUGAAGCUGGAGUCAGUGGCCCAAGCCAGUGGGGAGUAUUUGGUGAAUCAUCUCACUCCAGAGAGUUGCCUGGCAGUGAGGGCCAUCAAUGGCAUUGCUUCCAACAAGGAACUUGUUGCUCGUGUUGAUGAGUACAUCCAGCAACUGAAAGAUUUGGUAAAGGUGACCCAGGAUGCCUUGACUCUGCCACGCCUUCAGGUGACUGUUGUACAUAGAAACCAGGAUGAGGCUGCCAUUACUGGCCGUGCUCUUUGUUCUCUUGUGAUGGACUGGGUUAGGAAGCAGAUGGAAGAGGAAGAGAUGAUGUUGGACUCCAUGAAGGAAAAAAAGCACAUGCUGUACCUCAAUAUUGACAACUCACUUCAUGAUUGUUCUGACAUUCGAUCUGGUGAACUCCAUGAUUCAGAUAUUGUGCAGGAUUAUAAGAAAAUGUCCAGGAAAUUGUCCCAGACCAACAUGAAAAUUCGUAGAAAGUCAACCACCCCUCAACCAGUGAAGCCUCGUUUGCUGCUUUACUCGCGCAGCAUCUCUGAUAUGGAUGAAUCAGAGCAAGAAAGUGAAUGGAAACUGAUUACUUACUCUCAAGUUUCAGAGAGCUCAUGGGUGGCAGUAGUGGCACUGCGUGGCUCUGUGGCUGUGAUACUGGUACAGCAGAAGGUUGGUGGGUCCUCAUCCCCCACUUCUACUCCUGUGACUUCCAGACCAGCUUCUGUUGAGAAGGUUGACUUCUAUACAGUUAUCCCUCACAUGUCCUCUCCCAAGUGUGCCACUGGAACUGGCAACUUCAAUGGCCAAAUGCUGGUGUGUGGAGGAUAUGAUCGUGGAGAAUGCUUGAAGACAGUGGAGGCCUACAAUCCCAAGACCAACAAAUGGGUUGAGCUGCCAGCCAUGCAACAAGGCCGAGGCCGUUUUGAUCUGACAGUGCUUAAUGGUCGGGCGUAUGCCAUAGGGGGUUGUGAUGGAUCUCGAGAACUGAAUUCCGUAGAGGUACUGGAGGAGAGUUCAAAGAAGUGGAGAAGUGUAGCAUCACUGCCCCUUGCACGCUCAAACACUGGUGUGUGCAAUUUGGGGUCCCAUGUGUACUGUAUUGGGGGAUGGAAUGGUCAGUAUGGCAUCAAACAGUGUGAUGUUUACUCUCCAGAGAUUAACUCUUGGAACACCAUUGCUCCACUCCAUGUUGGUCGCUAUCAGGCUGGGGUGGCUGCAUUCAAUAAUGCUGUUUAUGCUGCUGGAGGAUGCGACUCAUGGAAUUGUCUUAAUUCAGUAGAGGUGUAUAAUCCCAUCACUAACUCGUGGACAUUUGUUGCUCCCAUGACCACGCCAAGGCGAGGCUGUGGUGCUGAAAUGUUCAAAGGAAAAUUGUAUGUGAUUGGAGGCUCAGAUGGGACACACAGUUUGUGUACCACUGAAGUGUAUGAUCCUGAGUCUAAUAGCUGGAUGCCAGGUCCCUCCAUGACUACCUGCAGAGCUAAUGUGGGUGUGACGGUGGUGGAUGGCCGUUUGUAUGCUGUGGGUGGAUUUUCAGGGAAGAACUUCCUUAAUAGCAUUGAGUACUUGGACCCUGUCUCUGGGGAGUGGACUAACUUCACCCCAAAACCUGAGGGAUUGUCUCUCUCAGAGGAACAAAAUGGCUUUAGUGAAAGGGAGCAGUCUACAAUAUCUGAAAAUGAAGAUCAUCAUUCUAAUGGUCAUGAGACCAUACAUGAAAUAUCUAAUGGUUAUUUGGAGAAUGGGUGUAAUGGGCUGUCUAAUGGACACAUGCCAGUAGCUACUACAUGUCAGUGAAUGAUUGAAUAUAAGAAAAGAAAAGUUAUUAUUAUUAAUUUUGCUUCACUGUGGAAAUCGUAUUUCAUCACAUGAUCCAAGAAUGGCUACUUUCAUCAUAUCCUAGUACAUAAUAUACACCUAGGAAAAUAUAAAGUUUUCUAUCAGUGUAGCAGAGGACAGGUGUCUGGUCUGACAGCACCAACAUACCUAUUGUGUAUCAUUGUGUACACACCAUUGUUUGUAAGGCUCCUCUCAAAUGUUACCUCUUCUGAAAACUCUUCCCUCUGGAAGUAGGUGCCUUUCUUUCCUCCCUAAGCAAAGAUCCCCACUUGUUUGUUAAAGUGGAAUACAGCCUACUUGACCUUUAUGUCCAGAGAAUAGGAGGCAAAUCAGUAGUAGGGUUAUGGAAAACUUUAAUAUUAAUCUGCAUUUAACAGUACUAAUAUUAAAGGCUAUUGUUACUUCAUAUAUAGCUGUGGUGAUCCCUUUCAUGGAACUGUGAGGAAUUGCCCAGGAUCUUUAACACUGUGCCUAAUUUGCUUCCCUCAAGGGCUGUUCUUAGGGGGUACUGAAAAGUAGCUUAAUUGUUCUGAUCAUGGUUGAAGGGAUCAAUUAUACUCUUAAGCUAUUUGAUUGUAUUGAUUAUCUAGGGUGCCACACAUACUGCCCAAUAUAUCAACACAGAAGAAUGACUGUCUAGUGCCAAAUUCAUUGAAAAGUGUCUUGCCUUUUCUUUUGAGUUUCUCAUUUCUCUGUAGUUUGUUGGUGCACCUUGCUGCUCCUUGUUAUGCUCAGUUUUAUUAUUAAUGGUCACGGUUAACAAGUCGAUCUAACAGUGCACUGGGAGACUGUGUGUGUCAGUUGGUGUGAUACAUGUUAUGCUCUUGCUCCUCCUUAUUUUUGUAUUUUCAUGUUUUACAUUAACUAAGGUAAAAGGUUAAUUGGUUCCUUGAAAUACUGGGGAUGGAAAAGAUUGUCUCAUCUUUUACAUUAGGUUAUUUGGCAUACAUUAUGACAAGUACCAAAAAAAGAUGGUUUGUUAUUGCGGCCCCUGCAGUAGAUGACUGAUAACUUCAGUCACUGAAGGCACAAAUACAUCAGCAGGGAUAUGUCAUAGGAGAAACAAGGAUGGGAGUGAGUUGUAGCAUGUAUCAUGCUCAGGACCUCCUGAUCACCUAAUUAUUUAUCAUGGUGACUGUUGUACUUGCUUGUCAGACCUCCUCCGUCCAGCUGCUGCUACUGUACUCCUAUUGUGUUGCUGUCACACCGUGAGUCAUAUCUUCAUGCUUUCAAACUGAAAAGAAGUUUUGCACUGGGCAGAAUGUGUACACUUUUAUUUUUUUUAUUUCUGUGAAAUAAUUGGUUGAUAAUUAUCUAGCUGUGACACUUGGGAAUAAGAAUUGAAAAUUUCUACAAAUUUACAUUGUAUUAAGUUCAUCUGUAAAUUUUCUGUAGAGCAUAAUAUUCAUGGCUAUGGAAAAGUCUUGCUGGUAUUAUUGGCUUAUACUGGCCUCGAGCACUGAGGCUGCUUCUUAUAGUGUCUGUGGUCUCAUUUUCGGGAUAUUUUCUUUCCAUUUCCAAACCUUUUGUAUCCCUUCAUGUAAGCCUUAAGAUGUAUACUCACAGGCAUUUAAAGCCCUGUGAUACCAGGCAAGCUGGCCUUGAGAGCAGUGGAGCUGAGUUGACUCCUUGGGCUCGUACUUUUGCCUUUCAUAUUGUAUGGCUUGCUGCCAUAAUGUUUCCAUUUUUUUUUUUGUUGCAUGCUGGUAACAUCGAUAUAAUCGUUCCACAUUUAAUACUUCUAUUAGUUCCACUUUUUAUUUUCUCAUAUCAUGGAUCUGGUAGAAGUGAUGCAUUGUUAUUUAAGUGAAGAUCCCUAUAAUACUGACUGUCUGAGACCUGGGUGGAGAGCAUGUGAGAGGAAUGUGGAACAAGGCAGUCCUCACAACACCAGCUCUGUCUUUGCUCAAUUUUUUCUCUCCUCUACAUCAAGUUCUGCUGUUUGGUCAAGAACAGUCAGGCUGAAGCCUUGAUGUCCUCUAUCUUCCUCAGAGAUCCCGUUGUCUAUUUUUUUAUAUAAAAUAACAGCCACUGUUUUCAGGGGUCUUUGUGCCGUUCCAAGACAAAAAGCUUGGAUUAUUGUGGGUGUGUACAACAGUGAUAUACAAACUUUAAGGAAAUAAAUGGCAUUUAUAUAAGAUACAGAAAGCAAUUGGGUUUUACGGGUGAACACUGUUUUCCCAGUGACAUUGUACUGUUUUUUAGAGGCCUAGGAUUGUUGAUAGACUGACCUAGCUGCCCACAUCAAAAGAAAUAUUUGUCUAUGCUGCAACUACUUCAUUAAGUCAUGUGUAUUGAUACCUACAUGUUCUUGGAAAAGGUAGAAGGAAGCGUGCUCCCUUCCUUUCCAUUGCUGAAAAGCAAGGACACAUGGGAGAUGAGAUGGUUCUUAACCAUGAUAUACAAGGGAAUUCAAACAUGAAAAUAUGUAAGUAAUCUAAUUAGAAAUUGAUACUGUGGCACUACUGACAUCCUCACCAAAAGUGUCACAAUGAAAUGUUCAGCAUUCAAGCAUUUUAACAGGCCAUGUCACCCUUCCCAUGCUGGACUGUCACAGGGUGAGAACCACCACAUACCUCAUGUUUUAUGUCAAUGGAUGAGGCAUAAGGCAACUCUUUGUCUUGUGAUUACCUAUAGCUGUGAUAAGAUUUUUUCCACCCUAACUGCUCUUUGAAUUACUGAGGUGAGAUGUGUUAAUUGGUAAGCUGAUAUAAUGAUAUUUCUUUGAAAUCUGUUAUAUACUACAUACAUAUAUAAUAUACAUACAUAUAAAGUGCCUCCAGGCAUGUCACCAUCCCUUCUUAUCUUUUCUUUUGAAAAUGUUAACCAGACCAUUUUAUUUUUAUUUAAUUUUUUUUUUUCUUUUAAAUGUCCUGGUCAACCAAAAGUGAACAAUUUUGUAUGAUAUUAACAGUAUAUAGGUUUGACUCAUGUGCUCCUCACUUGGUCACCCCUGUACAUCACAAUAAUAACUUCUGAAAACAU
Messenger RNA from Portunus trituberculatus (swimming crab), 5995 nucleotides. RefSeq names its product influenza virus NS1A-binding protein homolog. Bases 821 to 2968 code for a protein of 715 amino acids. The transcript is spliced from 13 exons. NCBI's taxonomy places the organism in Eukaryota, Metazoa, Arthropoda, Malacostraca, Decapoda, Portunidae. The record is from RefSeq and is a predicted model, not a curated record. Gene Ontology annotation, molecular function: protein binding.